Molecule: messenger RNA, 1113 nt
Organism: Phytophthora infestans T30-4
Lineage: Eukaryota; Oomycota; Peronosporomycetes; Peronosporales; Peronosporaceae
Exons: 2
Coding region: 1-1113 (370 amino acids)
Molecular function (GO): phosphatidylinositol binding
Source: RefSeq, a predicted model, not a curated record
AUGAUGUACUCGCCGGAAUUGUCAAUGGCACUGGCCCAUCGUCAGCGUCGUCGCGUCAGUACCAGCGCCCGUAAGCGCUCUCUGACUGAAGGAGCGAUGAUCGGAGCCAGUAGCCGACCCAGUGGCAGUGGCCGCAGCCUCCGUUUGAGCGGCCGCAAGAGCAACGGCAUGGAGAAUGAAAUGGAGGACGCACAAGUUCCACCGGCCAUUAAAUACCUGGAACAAGUGGCCCUCGAAAUGUCAGUGACAAAGAAACAUACCGACGUGCGAUACGUCAUGACGGUGCGGCAUCAGGAGCUCAACGUGGCCUGGCGUCUGGCAAGGUCCUUCGACGAAUGCCGCAAGUUGCAACAGCGAUUGCUCAAGAAACUCCAGCACGGCCAUUUCUGCGACGCCGAUUGUCCAUGGUUGUAUGGAUUUCUAAAGAGUUAUUUCCCCAAGAAGAUCGUCUUCACCUUCUCUAGCUCUCGCGUGGUCGAGCAGCGCAAACAAACACUCGAGAGGUUCUUCGCGGCACUGUACGGGUUCCUAACAGACCAUAAGAAUUUCAGUUGCUCCGUGGUUAUGACAGUGUUCGCAGACGAACUGGUCGAGUUCAUUUACGGCGAUGCAUUGCAGCAAUACGGACUAGAAAACCCCAUUAAGUCGGAUAUACAAGACACGAUGAGGAGGAGUGAAGGCUACAGCUCCCACUGGGAAGCGCCCGAGUCGCCCCACAAGUUGCAGCUGCUUCAUCGAGAACCCGAGCGACAGUUCAGCAGACAGUCGUCGCUCACCAAUUCGAUCCGUGGGUCCAUGGCGGACGACGACAUUGUGAACGAUCUGAAUUCUGGCGACUGUGGGAUUUGCGGCUCCCUGUUGUGUGGUGUCGCCAAUGGCAACGGCAGUUCCACGGGAUCGAACAGUGGCGUCUUCACUCCUCCAUGGCUGGGGAACCAGAAGAGUGCCAAUAGCUUCAGUGGCUCUCGACGAAGUGCCAGUCGACGACGAGCUGCGACGUACUACUUGACGACGCUGAGUUGCGGCCACCAAUUCCACGACGAGUGCAUCGUGCCGAAACUCAACGAGUCGUUAAAAUGCCCCACCUGUGGACGCAUACAAAACAACAAUUAA